Messenger RNA from Rhipicephalus sanguineus (brown dog tick), 1890 nucleotides. Its product is annotated as solute carrier family 22 member 7. Gene Ontology annotation, biological process: transmembrane transport. Bases 1 to 1890 code for a protein of 629 amino acids. The transcript is spliced from 5 exons. The record is from RefSeq and is a predicted model, not a curated record. Gene Ontology annotation, molecular function: transmembrane transporter activity. NCBI's taxonomy places the organism in Eukaryota, Metazoa, Arthropoda, Arachnida, Ixodida, Ixodidae.
AUGGAAGCGUCCUCUCGUACGAUCGCCGCUGCUUCCUCCGUCGGCAGCGGCCGGCCUCUGCUGCCGGCAGCCACAGCCGACACGCAAACGCAGCGUCGGCCGGCACCCGACGAGCAGGCCACCGAGGAGGGCAUCCCCAUGGGCGAGGGACGCUUUCAGGUGAUGGUGACGAUAGCCUCGACGCUUGCCGGCACGGCCUUCCUGCUGCACCUGGUGAGCUUCCGUCUGACCACGCGCGUCAUGGACCACUGGUGCCGACCGCCGGCCGCGUUCGCCAACAUGAGCGUCGCUGAGUGGCGCCGAGUGAGCACCCCGCUCGAAGCCGACGGAAGCCACAGCCGGUGCACGCGGUUCGAACCCCCGGACGGCGGCUCGCGUGCCCGCGUGGUGCCCUGCGAGGCGUGGGACUUCGACACCGAGCGCUACGGCAACAACAUCGUCAGCGAGUGGCGCCUGGUGUGCGACCGGCGCUGGCUCAUCGAGCUGGCCGUGCUGGUGUACAUGGCCGCAUGCGCCGUGUCCCUGCCACUGGCCGGUGCCGCUGCGGACCGCAUCGGCCGCCGCGUCGUCAUGCACGUCUCGCUGGCCGCGCUCAUGGCGGCCGGCUUCGCCACCAGCCUGGCCAACUCGUACCUGCUGUUCGUGGGGCUGCGCAUCGUCGUGUCCACCACCAGCAACGCCUUCUGGCUCGUCCUGUACGUGGUACUCUACGAGGUGUCGACUCCGGCGCGUCGCGACCGCUACUGCUUCGUGGCCAUGGCCGGCGCGUCCAUGGCCCUGCCGGCGACGAUGCUGGUUCUGUCGCGGCUGCGGCUGGGCUGGGAGGCCCUGCACCUGGCUCUAAUGGCGCCCACGUCGGCGCUGGCGCUGGUCUACUGCAGCGUUGGCAGCGAGUCGCCCGCGUGGCUCAUGCGCAACUGGAACGCGCGCGAGGCCGAGGCCGUGGCCCUGCAAGCCGCCCGCAUCAACGGCGUCCCGCUCGACGAGUGCCGCGCGUGGUUCGCGCGCGAGUCUCGUCGGCGCGACAGCGAGAUGCCGCUGCCGCUGUUCGACCACAGCCCGCUCGCCAUCUUCGCACCGGAAGUGAGGAGCAGCCACGCGCUGAUCUCGUACAUCUGGGCCGCCACCAGCUUCGCCUUCAAUCAGGUGAACCUGAACGACAUCGUGCCGGUGAAGAGCGCGUUCGCCGCCGCGGGCGUCGUGUGCAUGCUGCCCAUGUACGGCGCGGCGUACGCCUGCUGCGUCCGCUAUGGCGUCAGGCGCUCGCACGUGACGGUGGGGCUCGCGUUCAGCCUACUGGCCCUCGCGCUGGCUGCUGCGUACGGAUACCAGCUGCACGACACGAGCGUCGUUCUCAUCGUCGCACUGCGCAUGCUCGGCAACCUGGUCGUCGUGCUCGCCUUCGUGGUCGCCGUCCGCCAGUACCCGGUGAGCGCCCGCUGCACCGGCCUGUGUUCGAGCUUCGCGCUCGGCCGGCUCACCGGAUCGCUGGGCGAGGUGCUGUUCCGGUGGGCGCCUCAGCAUCGUCGCGACAUCGUCGUGUACGUGAUGGCCAUCGUCAUGGCACUGGCGGCCGUGGCUACCGAGUACCUGCCUUUCCCCGGCGUCGUGUCCGCGUCGGGACCCGUGGAGUGCGCGCCCAGCGUCGUGGUGCUGCCCACCGUUCCGGUGCCCGUCUACCCGACGCGCCGGAUGAGCCUGAAUACUGCGGAUCACCGACGGCGCUCCAUGCAGGACUCGCUGGUGCCUCUGCCCAAGGGACCCCACAAGUGGAGGACGCCUCGAAGGCAGCGGUCGCUCAACGACGACCGGCUGCCCGAGCAGUACUCCGUCAGGGUGACCUCCAGCAUGACGUCGCUGCCGUCCGGCUCUUCAAGCGGCCGCCCUUGA